This is a messenger RNA of Bombyx mandarina (wild silkworm), 1588 nucleotides long. Its product is annotated as rRNA N(6)-adenosine-methyltransferase ZCCHC4. Gene Ontology annotation, biological process: rRNA methylation. Gene Ontology annotation, molecular function: zinc ion binding; nucleic acid binding; rRNA (adenine-N6-)-methyltransferase activity. Gene Ontology annotation, cellular component: cytoplasm; nucleolus. The record is from RefSeq and is a predicted model, not a curated record. NCBI's taxonomy places the organism in Eukaryota, Metazoa, Arthropoda, Insecta, Lepidoptera, Bombycidae.
ACUUGGACUUGGUUGGAACGUGUUUUUAUUCAAGCUUUACAAUAUUAAACGCAAUUUAAAUUAUAAAUAGUUUGCAAUGGCGAAAAAGCGAAAGAUUAUGUCAAAAUUGAGCGACACACCUAAAUCAGCACCGGUCGAAGUUGUCAUAGAAGACGUAACAAAUCACCCACUGUGUAUGCACGGGCCAACACUAUUAUUUUCUAGCGAAAAAGGUCGAUAUUUCGCAUGUUCGUCGUGCAGGAACAAAAAAGACUGCACAGUAAACAUCAGCGAAGAAGACUGGCUGAAGGAGAACGUCAAGAAACGAAAUGAAAAGUACUACAGCCUGAUUCCAACGAUCAAUAAAAAUCAAGCGUGGAAUAACUUUGCGGAGGUUAGAUCAAGGCCAGUAUCUGACCGGGCCUACUGCAACACAUGCCAAGAACUGUACAUAGUGUCAAGAACAAAAAAACAUGGUAAAGACCACAGGGUCAUCACUCCACUUAUGGAUGAGCAGCUCAAACAACCUUCAUCAUGGUUGCCAUUAUUAGAGAAUGAUGCAGUUGAAGCACAGUACUUGUUCACAAAGAAAUCUGCCGGCACUGUGCUGGGUAUACUCAAAAACAAUAGCAUAAGAAAUAUCUUAUGCAUUGGAACUCCAACUGUUCAUGAGGCAGCACAAGCCCACCCAGACUUUAACUCUAUACUCCUGGACUACGACAAGAGAUACCAUGUGUUCCAGCCCCCUGAUAAAUACAUAUGGUACAACAUGUUCAAUAAUUACAUGUUCAAUGCUAAUGAUGAUGAAAAAGUACUAAAAAAGUUCUUUAAGAAGUCAAGAGAUGGUGGUAUUUGUGUCGUAGUGGACCCUCCUUUUGGAGGCCGUGUGGAACCACUAGCGAAGACACUAAGGGAGCUCACAGAUAUGUACAAUAAAAUAUGUGAGAAAGACGAUACCUUGCUACCUGUUUUAUGGGCAUUUCCAUACUUCUCUGAGCCCUACAUUACAAAUAUGUUACCGGAAAUUAAAAUGCAUGAUUAUCAGGUUGAAUAUGAGAAUCAUAAGAAAUUUCAAAAUAAAACGAAAACUGGACGCAAAUACGGAUCACCAGUCCGUUUCUAUACUAACCUACCUCUUAUCACUAUAGAUUUAUCGAAUGAUAAAAACUACAAGUUCUGUGACAAAUGUAAAUACUGGGUUUCAGUGACAAAUAACCACUGUAAUAAGUGCAAAGAGUGCACGAGUAAGAAUGGAAUGACAUAUAGACAUUGUAAUAUUUGCAAGCGGUGCGUGAAGCCUACGUUCUUCCAUUGUCAGCAGUGUGAACGAUGUUGCCAGGAAAAGGAACAUGUUUGUGGUGUUGAAGUGACAAGUCAGUCUUGCUACAAUUGCAAUGAAAAGGGUCACAAGAAAACCCAGUGCCCACAGCUACAGGAAAAAGUAAAGAAGAGACGAAAGCAAGCAUGAAACAUUUAUUAAAAAAUAAAUCAAUUAUAAAAACUAAAAGUUUGUAUUAUUAUCAAAUAAUUCACAAUCAUGAUCAAAUGAUUAAAAUCAAAUAUAAUGUACCUUAAAAAUAAUUUUGCAUUAUGUUUUCAUUUGUAUAUA